UCACGACCAAUCGGCAUGCGCCAGCUGGGAUUUCGGGUUUUUGACAGAAUCCAACGUGUCGCGAACAGUCGCGAAGCUCGGAGGUGAACGACGGCGGUGGACGUGUCGCAGGAUAUUUCGAAGAGUCGAAAGUGUGAAUUAAAGUCACCGCGCGUCGCCCAUCUGCCGAACGACGGAGGCCUUGCAUCGGAAAUACGCUAACUUUCAAUUCGAUCGCAACGAACUCAAUAAAACAGAAAGAUGAAUGUAUCGAUGUCGUUAAUACUUUCUGUAUUCCUCGGAAUUGUGUGUACUGUUACAGCAUUAAAAGAAGGUGACUGUGAAGUAUGUGUUGCUGUUGUGGACAAAUUUAGUCAAACACUAACAGCAGAUAUUAAAAGUGAUCCUAAGAAGAUUGAAGAAAAGUUUCGAGAAUUCUGUAAAGGCACUAAAUCAAAAGAAAAUAGAUUUUGUUAUUAUUUAGGUGGAUUAGAAGAAUCUGCCACUGGUAUCUUGGGUGAGUUGAGUAAACCACUAUCAUGGUCUAUGCCUGCAGACAAAAUAUGCGAGAAAUUAAAGAAGAGGGAUGCUCAAAUAUGCGAUUUGAGAUUCGAGAAACAAAUCGACCUCAAUACGGUAAAUCUGAAGAAGUUGAAGGUACGUGAUUUAAAGAAGAUUUUGAAUGAUUGGGAAGAGACGUGUGACGGUUGUAUAGAGAAGACGGACUUUAUCAAACGUAUUGAGGAGCUCAAACCCAAGUACUUUAGCAGCAGCUCAAAGACGGAGCUUUGAAGGAUUAUCCUUAAUUUAGACAAGCAAUUAAGUUAGGAUGGCUAAAAGUUCUGUUUCUUCUACGGAGGAAUUGUUUACAGCAUUUAGGAUAUGUAUUAUCCGUGUCAAUAUACGAUUCGCGUAUAGCUAUGUUCUGAAAAAGUUUGUCUUUAAUGACAGUCCUACGAACUAAGACAUUUAGUUUCCAUUAAAUGGAGUAGAGUUUAAAUGAAAAUUAGCAUGAGACAAACGAUAACGCAAAUUUUGUUAUGUAACAUUUUUCUAUCUCAAUAAUUUUGAAGGACAUAUGUGUUAGUAAUCUGAU
Trachymyrmex septentrionalis is the source of this 1075-nucleotide messenger RNA. RefSeq names its product mesencephalic astrocyte-derived neurotrophic factor homolog (gene Manf). Bases 241 to 771 code for a protein of 176 amino acids. The record is from RefSeq and is a predicted model, not a curated record. Gene Ontology annotation, cellular component: endoplasmic reticulum. The transcript is spliced from 5 exons. NCBI's taxonomy places the organism in Eukaryota, Metazoa, Arthropoda, Insecta, Hymenoptera, Formicidae. Gene Ontology annotation, biological process: dopaminergic neuron differentiation; neuron projection development.